Jatropha curcas is the source of this 1432-nucleotide messenger RNA. RefSeq names its product DHHA1 domain protein. The record is from RefSeq and is a predicted model, not a curated record. NCBI's taxonomy places the organism in Eukaryota, Viridiplantae, Streptophyta, Magnoliopsida, Malpighiales, Euphorbiaceae.
GGUUCAGAAUUGAACCGUCGGAAAUUAACAUAGAAGGAAGGAAAGCAGUUGCAGAGAUCGUUAAUGGCGGCAAUAAGCUUGGCGAAAAAAUCCGCAGUAUUAUAUCAUUAUCCAUGUCCAGACGGUGCAUUCGCUGCAUUGGCAGCUCAUCUUUACUUCUCUAACACUCGUCUUCCAGUACUUUUCUUUCCUAACACUGUCUACAACCCCAUAACCCUGGACCAUCUUCCACUCCAUCAAAUCUCUGAUCUUUAUCUUCUUGAUUUCAUUGGACCUUCUGGUUUUGUCCAUCAAGUCUCCUCUAAAGUUAACAGAGUUAUUGUAUUAGAUCACCAUAAAACAGCAGUGGAAUUGCUUGGAAUAAGUGACCAGAAGAAGAAUGUUAAUGCAGUGAUUGAUAUGGAAAGAAGUGGCGCUACCAUUGCUUUUGAUUAUUUCAAGGAAAAGCUACUACAGACUCCUAAUCAGAAUCAUAUUGUCACUGAGUUUAAUCGUUUUCGGCCUCUUUUUGAUUACAUAGAAGAUGCAGAUCUUUGGAGAUGGAGACUUCAAAAUAGUAAAGCUUUUAGCAGUGGGUUGAAAGAUUUGAAUCUUGAAUUUAAUGUUCUAUUAAACCCCUCCUUGUUUCAUCAGUUGCUAUCUUUGGAACUGGAGUCUGUCAUUACUCAAGGAUUGAUAAGCUUAUCAGUCAAGCAGAAAUUAAUUGAUUACACCCUUGAUAGGUCAUAUGAAAUUGCACUUGGGGGUGGAGCUUUUGGAAACUGCCUGGCUGUCAAUGCAGAUGCAGUAUCAGAGUUGAGGAGUGAAUUGGGACACCAGUUGGCUGCCAAAAGCCAUGAUCUAAAGUUGAGGGCUAUCGGAGCUGUUGUAUACAGAAUUCCAGAGCUUCAAAAUGACCAAUUAUUGAAAAUUAGCUUAAGAAGUUUGGGUAAUGAAGACACCACCAACAUUUCAAAGGAAUUCGGUGGUGGUGGUCAUCAAAAUGCCAGUUCUUUCAUGCUUAGUUCUGCAGAAUUUGAGAGCUGGAAAGUUGGGAAAAGUGCUUGAUGAUUGUAAAAAAAUUGACACCCAAGUUAUAAAAGUUUCUGCAGAGGGGAAUUGCCAUAUGUGCCGGCAAGUUCAAUAAAUCCAAGAAAACCAACAAAAAGUAAUAAAUGGAAACAGAAAAUAAAAGGGUUUUCAAUGAUUAUUAGAGGUAGAAGAUGAUUGUUAGUUACUGACAGUUAUUAGCUAAUAGAUGCCAACCAUUUGGUGCAAGUUUUUUAGCUGCUGCGGUUGGCUAAGAUGUUAAAUAACGGUCAAGGGUGUAAUUUUAUCUUCAAGUAUAUUAUGUUGUAUCUUAUAUUGUUUUUUUCUUUUAACGUAUUAUAAAAAUCAAAUAAUUAUCUAUUGAAUAUUUAAUUGUGUAAUAAAUAGUGUUUAUACUUACAAA